GCGAGGGGCGGCGACGGCCGCGGGCGCCCGAGCAUGGCGGCGGCCGCGGCGCUGGACAGCCCGUCGGGCGCGGCGUCCCAGGCCGUGGCCGAGCUCUGCCAGAACCCCCCGGAGACCUUCCUGGAGGCCUCCAAGUUGUUGCUCACCUACGCGGACAACAUCCUCAGAAACCCUAAUGAUGAAAAAUAUAGAUCUAUCCGGAUUGGAAAUGCAGCUUUCUCUACUAGACUCUUACCCGUCAGAGGAGCUGUUGAAUGUUUAUUUGAAAUGGGCUUUGAAGAGGGAGAAACACAUCUUAUCUUUCCUAAAAAAGCCUCAGUGGAGCAGUUGCAAAAAAUUCGUGACCUAAUCGCCACCGAGAGAAGUAGCAGAUUGGACGGGUCAGAUAAGAGCCAUAAAGUAGAAUUAUCUCAGCAAUCGACAGCUACUCCCCGGCCUCCUGCAACACAGUCUUCAAAUCCUCCUGGGUUCACCCAGCAAGCAGGGCACCGUGAAGGGCAGCCUGCAAACCCACCUUCUGCUUCAAUGGUUACAGCUGACCACCCCGUCCUUCUGAGAGUUCUGCAGUCCAACAUUCAGCAUGUACUGCUCUAUGAGAACCGUGCUCUCCAGGAGAAAGCACUGGCCUGUAUUCCGGUGCAGGAACUGAAAAAGAGAUCACAAGAAAAGUUAUCGAGAGCCAGGAAGUUGGAUAAAGGUACUAAUGUGAGUGACGAGGACUUCCUUUUGCUGGAACUUUUGCACUGGUUUAAGGCAGAAUUUUUUCACUGGGUGAAUGAAAUUUUGUGUACCAAGUGUGGUGGCCAGACUAAGUCUAGAGGUGAAUCAUUAUUCCCCAAUGAUGAUGAGCUGAAGUGGGGUGCAAACAGAGUAGAAGACCAUUACUGUGAUACAUGCCAUUUAAGCAACCGGUUCCCAAGGUAUAAUAACCCAGAGAAACUUCUGGAAACAAGAUGUGGGCGGUGUGGCGAGUGGGCCAAUUGUUUUACACUGUGCUGCCGGGCCUUAGGAUUUGAAGCUCGCUAUGUCUGGGAUUACACAGACCAUGUCUGGACAGAAGUUUAUUCCCCUUCUCAGCAGCGGUGGCUGCACUGUGAUGCGUGUGAAGAUGUCUGUGACAAACCGCUCCUAUAUGAAAUAGGGUGGGGCAAGAAGCUUUCCUAUGUCAUCGCGUUUUCUAAAGAUGAGGUGGUUGAUGUCACUUGGCGAUAUUCUUGUAAACAUGAAGAAGUAAUCUCCCGAAGAACUGAAAUUAAAGAGGAUAUACUUCGAGAAACUAUUAAUGGACUUAAUAGGCAGAGACAAAUAUCUUUGUCAGAAAACAGAAGAAAAGAACUCCUUCAGAGGAUAAUUGUGGAGCUUGUUGAAUUUAUUUCUCCCAAGACCCCUAAACCUGGAGAACUUGGUGGAAGAAUAUCUGGAUCAGUGGCUUGGAGAGUAGCCCGAGGAGAAAUGGGUCUAGAGAGAAAAGAAACCCUGUUCAUCCCCUCUGAAAAUGAGAAGAUUUCUAAACAGCUCCACCUUUGUUACAAUAUUGUGAAAGAUCAUUAUGUUCGCAUUUCAAAUAAUAAUGAAACCAUUUCUGGAUGGGAGAAUGGUGUGUGGAAAAUGGAAUCCAUAUUCAGAAAAGUUGAAACAGACUGGAACAUGGUGUAUUUAGCCCGAAAGGAAGGAUCUUCUUAUGCGUAUAUUUCUUGGAAGUUUGAGUGUGGAGUAGUUGGCUUGAAAGUAGAUAGCAUUUCCGUUAAAACAAGUAGCCAAACCUUUCACACUGGAACAAUACAAUGGAAAAUGCGAUCUAAUUCAGCACAAGUAGAACUUACAGGAGAUAAAACUCUUCACUCAUAUCAGGACUUUUCUGGUGCCACUGAAGUUAUUCUGGAAGCAGAAUUAAGCCAAGGAGAUGGUGUUGUCGCCUGGCAGCACACCCAGCUGUUUAGACAAAGCCUAAGUGACCAGGAAGAGAAAUGCUUGGAGAUCAUUAUAAAAUUCAGUGACCUUUAAGGACUGGAAUGUUGUUGAAGAGCUGGCAAUAAUCAAAGCCUUACUCUGUUCUAAAGUAGUUUGUUGGUUCGGUGCAUGCUUAGUUGGCAAUUUAUUACCCUCUGCUCGCGUACUUCUUUUGCUAGCUCCUCAUCAUGUAAUGGUCAUGAAAAUAUAUCUUUAUACGAUGGACCAUAAUGAAACCGUGAAUUAAAAGCUCCCUUCCUUAUAUGACUGUAGAGUAAAGUCUUCCUGUAUCAAAAUGAAAUUUUAAAUCUGAAAACCCAACAAGUAUAGUUUUGGAAGUAAAUGAAGGUAUUCAUGACUAAAUGCUGUUCAUGAUUAUGAGAAAGUUUUGAGUUAAUGAUAGUUGACUUUUUUUUUGAUAAGCCAUUGAUUUCUUCAUGAGUAAAUUUUCUAAGCCUUUAAUUGUUAAUAAAUGUGAAAGUACCUUUUAAGUUAUAUAAUGCACAAAAAUUUUUAUCGUUGUAAAUAUGUAGGCAUUUAAGAAAUAAAAUUAAUUAUUUUGCCUUAUUUUUUUAGUGGUUACUUGGCUAAACAAGAAUCUUUAAUAAGGAUAAUAUACAUUGAAAACUGCUUAGGGGGCCUGCACAAUAGUAGAACAGGUAGGGCUCCUACCUUGCAUGCUGCCAACCUGGGUUCUUCCCCAACACUGUUUAUGAUUCUCUGGUUCUCCGAGCAUUGCUGUGAGGGAAGAGCGAGAAGUCAGCCUUGAGUACCACCUGGUGUGCCCCUCUCCCCCCAAAAAUAAAAAAACAGUGGAAACUGCUUAUCUGAGAAUUAUGAAAGCAUUUAAUAUUGACCACAUAAAUUCAGAGGUACAUUUUAAAUCCGUAAUAUGCGGAUAUUUCAGAAAAAUGCUUUACUUUUUAAGUUUACUUUUGAAUAUUUUUAUCUACCUCAUUGAGUAAAAUACCUGCUCUUGUCUUUGAAAUUAUGUAACUAUUGCACAGUAUUUAUAUUCUGUCACAAUUUUUGUGUGUUUCAUUUAUCCUCUGCAGUUAAAUUUAGUGAACAUUUACUGAGGAUUUGUGUGCAGAAGAAUCGUGCUCUUUUUGCAUAGUGUUGUGAAGGAGGCAGUGGUAAAAAAGAUGCAGUUCCUUUAAAUGUCUUUGUGAUGUUCUACAAAGUGAAUUCUUAACUUUUCAUACAAGAAAAAUUCAUAUAAGAAAAGUCUUAGAGGGGCUGGAGCAAUAGCACAGCGGGUAGGGCUUUUGCCUGGCCGACCAGGGUUCAAUUCCCAGCAUCCCAUAUGGUCCCCUGAGCACCUCCAAGGGUAAUUCCUGAGUGCAGAGCCGGAGUAAUUCCUGUGUAUCGUUGGGUAUGACCCAAAAACAAAACAAAAAAAUGUCUUAGAAAUUCUUAUCCUAGGAAAUCAGCAGGCCAUUUUUAUGUUAUAAAAAUGUGUACUAGGAAACAGAAAAUAAAGGUCUUUUAUACUUGGUUUUGAAUCAUAGUCAAACUGUUAAGUAUCACUUUCUUGCCAAAAUGCUACAUUUCAAAUAAAGUAGUUUGUGCAUCUGAUGUUAUUAGUAUGUCUUGAAAGAUUUGUAGAAUUACAGGCUCUUGAGUUAUUCAUAGCAUUGGAUAUUGGCCAAAUACAUUAAAUUGGAGAUACUUGACUGUUUCAAAGUGUCUGGCUUGGCUUAGUGGGUAUUUUGAUGAUUAAGUGAUGCAACCUUCUUAACCUGCAUGAGAAAACCUGGAGAACUUCAGUUUUACAAAGAUGGUAAUGAAAAUGUGAGAGCUCAUUUGAAUGUACUUGAUCUGUGAAAAGGAUGUUCUAAUUUCUGUUAUAGCUUUCAACAAAAACAAAAAGAUUAUUAUAGAAUUCAAAUGUUCUGUGUUUUUAUAGAAUUAAACUGUUGAAG
Sorex araneus (European shrew) is the source of this 3875-nucleotide messenger RNA. It is a transcript of the gene NGLY1, whose product is annotated as N-glycanase 1. Gene Ontology annotation, molecular function: peptide-N4-(N-acetyl-beta-glucosaminyl)asparagine amidase activity. Gene Ontology annotation, cellular component: nucleus; cytosol; cytoplasm. Gene Ontology annotation, biological process: protein deglycosylation; protein quality control for misfolded or incompletely synthesized proteins; glycoprotein catabolic process. The transcript is spliced from 12 exons. The record is from RefSeq and is a predicted model, not a curated record. Bases 34 to 2004 code for a protein of 656 amino acids. NCBI's taxonomy places the organism in Eukaryota, Metazoa, Chordata, Mammalia, Eulipotyphla, Soricidae.